Molecule: messenger RNA, 1303 nt
Organism: Aaosphaeria arxii CBS 175.79
Lineage: Eukaryota; Fungi; Ascomycota; Dothideomycetes; Pleosporales
Product: exoribonuclease
Exons: 3
Coding region: 32-910 (292 amino acids)
Biological process (GO): exonucleolytic trimming to generate mature 3'-end of 5.8S rRNA from tricistronic rRNA transcript (SSU-rRNA, 5.8S rRNA, LSU-rRNA); nuclear polyadenylation-dependent rRNA catabolic process; U1 snRNA 3'-end processing
Cellular component (GO): cytoplasmic exosome (RNase complex); nuclear exosome (RNase complex)
Source: RefSeq, a predicted model, not a curated record
CACCACAUACAUACAUGCAGCUGGGGUAAAUAUGCCUCGAGAAGCUGAAAUAUCGGUCAAUGAGCGCGCGUUCAUCCUGCAGGCGCUUCAAGAGGACAUACGACUGGAUGGACGAGCUUUUGAUGCGUUUCGACCAUUAGAGCUAUCUUUUGGAGACGAAUAUGGUGUUGCAGAUGUUCAAUUUGGAAAGACAAGGGUUAUCGCGAGAAUCUCCGUAGAUGUAACCGCCCCACUGCCUGAGCGCAAGUUCGAUGGUAUCUUCCAAAUCGUAACGGAGUUCUCUCCAAUGGCUUCGCCUGCGUUCGAAGUUGGCCGACCCACGGAUGCGGAAGUCAUACUGGCGCGAAUACUGGAAAAGACAAUCCGCAGAUCGAACGCACUCGACACCGAAUCUUUAUGUAUAAUCGCAGGACUGAAGUGUUUCGCCCUCCGCGCUGACGUUCACAUCAUCGAUCACGACGGAGGUUUGAUUGACGCAUCUUGCGUCGCUGUUAUGGCUGCUUUGCAACAUUUUCGAAGGCCGGAUGUUAUUGUUGAGGGCGAAAAGGCGACAAUUUUGAGCAUACGAGAAAGGGAGCCUAUACCACUAUCGAUCCUACAUCAGCCGCUAUGUGUUACUUUUUCAUACUUCGAGGAAGGAGAAAUAUUCUUGGUUGAUGCGAACCUUGCAGAGGAACAAGUUAGACAAGGAGAGGUCAUCAUCAGCAUGAACAAGCAUGGCGAAAUUUGCCAGGUAGCAAAGUAUGGUGGAGCUACGAUUGACGCGCUCGCGCUCCUCAAUUGCACCAACGUCGCAUUGCAGAAGGUUAAAGAAUUUAGCAAAACAAUCCAGAAGAGGCUGGAAGAAGAUGCCAAGAAAAGGGACGCCGGAGGAUUGAUGGCUGAGUUGAGCGCUGAAAAUGCGCGAUGAUGGGCAGAUUCCACGCACUCACGCUCUCAUCAUUUAGGCAAGACUGGCUUAGACGCAUGAAAUAAUGACCACCGGACGUCAUAUUGCAUCGACAGCCAGUGUACAGCCAGUAUACAUACCCAUAGCUCUGAGACAACAUCUGACGCCAGCCUUGAUGUUAUCUUAAUUCAAAUAUCCGGACAUGCAAUCGGAUGUGGAGAUCAUGCGGACCUCCAACCACAGCACAGGGACUAUGGAAUCGGAUCCGAUGUGCGAUAGGCCAUCGGACAUUCUAGGCGAUCUAGAAGGAGUAAGAAACCUUCCAAAUCUUCAUACAGCGAUUAGCGUUGUGAAGGGACCCUGACUUGGGUGCCCGGAUAUCUUACGGACGAAUAAUAAUAAUUCCAAAUAUCC